Molecule: messenger RNA, 1532 nt
Organism: Spinacia oleracea (spinach)
Lineage: Eukaryota; Viridiplantae; Streptophyta; Magnoliopsida; Caryophyllales; Amaranthaceae
Exons: 2
Coding region: 619-1380 (253 amino acids)
Molecular function (GO): zinc ion binding; nucleic acid binding
Source: RefSeq, a predicted model, not a curated record
UAAUCGAACCAACAUAGAAACAACUAGGUCCAAGUAAUAUUGAGUUUUAAAAAUUGCCUUCCAAAUCAACACUUACAAAAAUCUAGGGAUCUAAGAUAGUAGGUUUACGCUAAAGCGAGGUGCUAUUUUAGUUGACUUAGGUGGUAAGGCGUCCUAAAGGAGCACGUUGAUUGUGGUUGCAACUCAAACAACAAUGGAAUUAAGUUGUGGCAAUGGGAUAAAUUAUGGCAUUAAUUUAUUAACCAAGAGUAAUUUGGAGAUUACUAGCAAUAGGUUUUGCUUACCUAAAAUCUUAAACUACUUAAGACAUGCUAAAGCUGCUUAAGGAUUUAGGACUUUUGGGGUCUUGGAAUCGUUUCAUUCAUUUUGGACCAUGUUUUUGCUUUUUGCAUGAAUGAAAUGUUUUUUAAUAGCUUUAAUGAUUGCAUGUUUUUUGCUUUUAUUUCAAAGUUAUUGAAUUGUAUGAAUGGUUAUUUAUUGCAAAUUCUUUUCGAUUGUAGUAAUAAAAAAUGGCCGCAAACAAUAACACUUUCAACUUGCGUUCAAUUCUCGACAAAGAGAAGUUGAAUGGCAACAAUUUCCUCGACUGGCAAAGGAACUUACAAAUAGUUCUUAUGCAUGAGGAAAAAAGAAUAUGUCCUUGAGGAAGAGUUACCGGAAGAGGCUGGGCCGGAGGUAACUCAAGCUGCCCUUAAUCGUUGGAUUCAGGCCAACAAGGAUGUCAAAUGUGUGAUGCUUGCAUCCAUGAGUCCUGAACUUCAGAAAACGUUCAUUAACUCGGAUGCUUACCAAAUCAUCUCGGAGUUGAAGAACAUGUUUCAAGACCAAGCCAGAAUCGAAAGAUUCGAGACUCAGAGGUUGAUCCUUGAGACUAGGCUCAAGAAAGGAGAACCAGUGAGCCCACAUGUUCUUAAAAUGAUUGGACUCUUUGAGAACAUGAGAGCUCUAGAUUCUGACGUCUCAAAUGAAAUGGCUAUUGACAUCAUUCUCCAUUCGCUUCAUAAUGGCUAUGAUCAGUUCAAGUUUAAUUACAACAUGAACAGCAUGAAGAAAUCUCUUACUGAGCUUCACGGUAUGCUGAAAACCGCUGAAAAGACGCUCAAACAAGAGAAUAAGCAUGAUAUGCUUAUGGUGCGUAAGGGCAAGAAUUUCAAGAAAUCAGGCAAGAACAAGGGCAAGAAGGGUAAGGGCAAGGCUUCGCCCUCAUCCAAGUCCAAUGGCGCCGGUUCUGGUAAACAGAAAAGGGCAACUCGUUCUCCUGCCGACUCUGAAUACUUCUACUGCAAGAAGAAGGGGCAUUGGAAGAGAGAUUGCUUGAAGAAAAAGGAAGAUGAGAAGAACGGGAACGUUGCUUCUACUUCAGGGACUAAGGAGAAGUAGAAAGCUUGAUAAAGGCGAGAUGGAUCUACGCGUGGGAAAUGGAGCACGGAUUGCUGCAUUAGCCGUAGGAUCUUAUUUUAUUUCUUUGCCUAGUGGGUUUGUUUUGGAACUAGAAAACUGUUACUAUGUUCCUAGUAUCACCAGAAACAUCA